Fusarium poae is the source of this 1740-nucleotide messenger RNA. RefSeq lists its product as uncharacterized. The transcript has 2 exons. The coding region runs from base 1 to 1740 and encodes 579 amino acids. The record is from RefSeq and is a predicted model, not a curated record. NCBI's taxonomy places the organism in Eukaryota, Fungi, Ascomycota, Sordariomycetes, Hypocreales, Nectriaceae. Gene Ontology annotation, molecular function: oxidoreductase activity.
AUGGCUCAGAACGGAGAGACAAAGGCUAACAAUGGCCGAAAACGCGUCCUUGUUGUAGGAGCUGGUGCAGCUGGCAUGUCCACAGCUCACCACUUAUCGGAGCACCCAGACAAAUUUGAUGUGACUCUUAUCGAUGCAGUUGAUUACUGUGGAGGCCAAGCAUUCUCUAUUCCCAUUGACAAAGAACGACAUGGCGCGUCUUGGUGCAAUCAGGGUGUCCAGGGAGGUUCUUACAUCUUCCACCACACUGUCACCAUGUUCAAUCGCCAGGGUUAUCAGGCGGAUCCUUGUGAACUACACGUCUCUUUCGGUAAAGACGAAACCUUUUGGAACAACGUGUUUCCUACCGAGCUACUCGUCCGCCACCAAAAAGAAGUCCGUCGUUUGACAACCCUUCUCAAAGUCAUGCGCUGGUUCGAAAUCUUCUUUGCUUUACUCCCACUGAGACUAGUUUUUAAACUCUUUAUGUUUUCUGAAGAGUUUACCAACACUAUUGCUCUUCCUAUGACAGCCUUGUUCCUUGGUACCGGAAACGAAACACCACGGGUCCCUGCCAUCAUGUUUGAGAGACUCUGUACGUCGCCAACCUACGGAAUGUGGUACCCCUCCGAUAAAAACACUGUCGUGAGCAAUAAACCACCAAUGAUUGUGUUUCCCAAGUUCUCGGAAUUCUACGAAACAUGGCGAAAGGACCUUGUAUCACGUGGCGUCACUGUCCGAUUAUCAACUGAAUUGACCGAGAUUGUCCAACGAAACAAACAUGGAGUUGUUGUCAAGCUCAAGCCCAGAACUCCAAUGCCCGAUCACCACAACCCAGCAGGAGGAGAUCCCAAUGCACCCGUCGGAGAAGAAACGUUCGAUGAACUUGUUCUCUGCUGUCUGGCCGACACAUCGAAGCGCGUCCUAGGAAAGACAGCAACCUGGAAGGAGAAAAAGGUUCUCGGAUCCGCCAAGUUCAGCGACGAUAUUACCAUCACCCACAACGACGCCGAAUACAUGAAGAAGCACUACGAGAACUUUUACCGUGAUGAUCUUGCAGUCGCCAACGUCAACGGCACCGAUCAAACAUCUCGUCUCAACUUUGCAAAGACCGAGUAUCGGCCCAUGUACUACAUCAAGAUGUAUCCUGAGGACAAGUCCAAACUGGAGAUGUGCUUUGACUGCACAAACUAUCAGAGCCAGUUCCCAGAAAAGGUACCCUUUGAGCAACACAUUUUCCAAACCAUUUAUCUCAACAAAGACCGCGAUGGAAAGCUGUGGUCAGAUAGUGAGAUCGCCGAAGACAAGAUUAUUCGAAAGGAUUGGUGGCAUCAGCUUUGUCACAGCUACACACACUACCUCUUCGUCGUCCCGUGGAUGAUGUUCCUCAACGCCAAGAACCAUACUCGUUUCGCAGCCUCGUGGACUCUUGUCAACGCUCACGAAGUUGCCGUCAUGUCGGGUAUCGCCGCUGCCGUGGAUCUGGGAGCGACGUACCCUGAAGAUCUGGAGAAUGAUAAGUUUGCCUUUCUUUGCUUCAGGCUGUACUACCUCCUCACAUACGGAAAGUGGUAUAGACGGAACUUUACUUCCAAGAAGUAUGUGAAGGAACAUGGAGAGACACAGGCUGCUAAGGAUGGUAAGAGUUGGGCUACAGGGCUUUAUGGAAGUGUUUACAAGGGACCGGGUGUUUCUGAGAUUGAGAGGAGUGCUUGGAGGCAGGAGAUCAAGCAGGGUUCCAGCACUGGUAACCUAUCUUAG